AUGAAAACCAAAGCAAACAAUACAGGUACCCUCUCACACGAUGCAAGGCUACAGCUACAGCUACCUCUUGGUCUUGCUUGGUCCAUGUCAUCAGCAAACCGCAAGCCCUGGCGCUAUGCUUUUGUAUCCGCUCCACGCAGGGGCUGGCUGACGCGGAUCGGGGGAUCGAUUUCAAAAGUCAUCCAUCCAGACGGAGUGGUGGCCGGUCAGAGCCUCGUGAUUCAAGCCAAGCCAAGCCCCGGAGACGCUAUCAAGACGGGCAUCAUUUAUUAUUACAGACGAGCAGUCCUCGUUUUAGGCAUUGCUGGUAUGGCCAUGUACGAGUACAGUACGAUGUUGAUGAUGCUUGCACAGCCGUCAUCCGUCCUAGGUUCUUUUGGCCCAUCGGAUGGGCGCGGAACACGACCUGAGCCUGUUGCUUAGUAGCGAGCGAGGCCAUUUCCAAGUGGAGCUGCAAAGUACAUACGAGACUCCGAGUGUCGUGUCG
Trichoderma harzianum CBS 226.95 is the source of this 487-nucleotide messenger RNA. RefSeq lists its product as hypothetical. Bases 1 to 423 code for a protein of 140 amino acids. The transcript has 3 exons. Lineage: Eukaryota; Fungi; Ascomycota; Sordariomycetes; Hypocreales; Hypocreaceae. The record is from RefSeq and is a predicted model, not a curated record.